AUGUUUCCCAUCAUCUCCAUUCUCUCUACGGCACUUGCCCUGACCUCGGUCGUCAAUGCGCAGUGCAGUUCUGGUAGCUUUGACGCCAAGGUCGAGGGAUCAGGCACCUACACUGCCACAGUCGGCUCCAAGUCUGUCUACUCUGGCUCCAACUACCUCACAGCCAUCCAGACGGCACUGGACUCGAUGUCGUCGGGCCAGAAACUCGGCGUCCUUGCCUCGGGCUCCAUCGGCGCCAGCACCAUCACCAUCACCAGCGGCAAGACCUUCUACGGCUGCGGCACUAUCGCUGUCACCACUAAGAGUGGACGUGGCGCGAUUGAAGUCACUGAUGCGUCUGACGUCUCGAUCCCAUACCUUACCAUGACCGGCAGCCCCUACUUUGGCCUCCGAUUCUCCGGCACCAAGAACCUGAACCUCGGCACAAUCGUCAUGGACCUGACUGCCGGGAUUGGCAUCCGCUUCGACCGCGACAAGGCUGCCAACUCAAACGUGGCCAUAGGCUCGGUCACUGUCACCGGUGCCAGUAGCCAUGCCGUCGAGACCUGGAACAUCGACGGCCUGACUAUCGACUCAGUCGUUGCCAAGAACGUCGGGGAAUGUGGUCUGCUCCUGCAAAAGACCACUAACGCCAAGGUCGGUACCGUCCAAGGUGACAAUGCCGGCUCGGGCACCGGAUACGCGACGCUGCGGUUCGCCAACAACAACGGUGAGCUAAACGGCUCCCACGACAAGACUAACGUGUUCAUCGACAAGGUCAUCUCCCGGGGCGGUGGCCGCGGCAUCUUCUGCGUGUCCCAGUCCGGUGCCGCAGAGAUUGGCAGCAUUGAUCUCGCCGACAACGGGAACAAUGCGAUCCUGAUCGAGAACUGCUACAACCUCAAGAUCAAGGGUGGUACUGUCGAUGGCGGCGGUGAGGUGCGCAUCUCUGCUCGUUCCGAGUUCCCCAACACGAGCGACAUCUCCAUCACUGCCAAGAUUAGCGGCACUACCGUUCGCGAGUCGCCUUGCGCUGACAACAUGUCAUGGUCAAUUACUGGUGAUGCAAAGCAAAAUAUCUGCUAG
Messenger RNA from Clonostachys rhizophaga, 1065 nucleotides. Lineage: Eukaryota; Fungi; Ascomycota; Sordariomycetes; Hypocreales; Bionectriaceae. The record is from the annotation of a GenBank genome assembly.